Messenger RNA from Mycena indigotica, 879 nucleotides. RefSeq lists its product as uncharacterized. The coding region runs from base 76 to 879 and encodes 267 amino acids. The transcript has 2 exons. The record is from RefSeq and is a predicted model, not a curated record. Lineage: Eukaryota; Fungi; Basidiomycota; Agaricomycetes; Agaricales; Mycenaceae.
GUGCCACAUCGCUUCUUUCCUUUUCCCCCCACCCAACGACGCCCGCCCACCCGCCCGCGACGAGCUGCACACACGAUGCGCUCCCGGAUGACCAUCCCGAAAUUUGCGACCCUGCUGAUAACCCUAUCUGGCGCUUUGCUGCACUCGUUCCUGGCGCUGAAGCUCGCCGUGUCGUGGCCGGGCGUGGGCUCGCUGGAAGCAGAGACGGAGUACGACAACGCGUGGCGCUCUGACGGGCUGAGGAAGCUGUACCUGCUGCUCACGCUGUACUUUGUCGGCGCGGCCUUCGUGUCGCUCGUCGGGCUACUCGGCGCGGUCCGCGGUCGGCCGACGCACGUGAAGCUGUACCGCGACGCCGCGUCGGCCGACCUCCUCUUCACGCUCUUCAUCGCGCUGGUGGCCGGCGUCGCCGGGGCCCGGACCAGCUCGCGGGCCACGUGCGACGCCCCCGAGCUGGCCCCCCUCCUCCCGCUCAUCGGCGCCGUCCUCGCGCCGUUCCUCCCCAGCCAGCUCGCCCCCGACGAGGCCUGCGAGCGCUACCUCUCGACGCUCGGCAUCGGCGCCGCCAGCGCGCUCCUCGUCCUCGGCGUCGUCCGCGUCCACUUCCUCCUCGCGGUCAACACCCACUACGCCGCCCUCGUCGCCGCGGAGAGCUACCCCGACGCCGCGGCCGACGGCGUACAGCGCAUCCGGCUCCUCCCGCUCCCGCGCGGGGUCGCGCCGAGUGAUAUCGUCUAUGCGCCCGUCCACAUACCCCCUCACGCGACCGCAGCGGCCGAGACCUGGAUCCGGGCGCCCGACGCCGAGGCUGCGCUGGCCGGUGACGAUGCGGGGCUCCUCGACGUCAGCGUCGUCCGCACGAAACGCGAGUGGAUCUAG